Vitrella brassicaformis is the source of this 1825-nucleotide messenger RNA. NCBI's taxonomy places the organism in Eukaryota, Vitrellaceae. The record is from the annotation of a GenBank genome assembly.
CAAUAACCAACCAACCAACCACACAAUAACCAACCAACCACACCCCCUCAGAAAUGCGCCAUCAAGUUCAGCCGUUCAGCACCGGCCACCCUCUCACUUCUUCAGCUCCAGCGCUGCUGCUCUCAGGUUGCCCCGUUUGCAAUGUCUGAUGCCGCUGCUUCAAGCGACACCAGGCGGCCGGGGAGCUGGCGACGGCGAGGUGCGCGCACAGCAAGAGGACAUGCGUGUCUGCGUCAUUGCCAUGUUCAUGGGGGUGUGUGUGUGUGCAGAGCGGCAGCAAUAUGAGAGACGAAUAGCUGAGCUCGAAGCCGAGAGGGAUACAUACAAACGUGAGCGAGACGCUGCUCUGGAAGAGCUGCGAGAGCUGCGAACACGGCUGGCUCAAGAUGAUCACAAGACUCUCCGCGAGGUAGCCCAUCAGGGCCGUCUCUAUCGCGGCACUAUGGUGGAUGACUUGCCUCACGGCUCGGGAGUGCUGUACGCGAUGGAUGGCGAGACCAAGAUCUACGAGGGCGAGUGGCAAGAUGGCACGAGGCAUGGCCAGGGAAAGGAGUUCACUGAUGACAAGAUGACCUACAAGGGUGCGUGGGCAGACGGAGAGAAGGUGGGAGAUGGCGAGGCGACGGGCAUGCAGUGGGAACGGUGCUGUAGCUACUACGGGAAGACAAUCGACGGCAAACCACACGGCGAGGGGGAGCUGCUACAAGGCGAGAGUGUCAUAUACAGAGGCCGGUGGAAAGACGGAAAGCGGAACGGCAAAGGAGAUGAGUUCGUUGACGGCCGGCUGAUCUACACAGGCACCUGGUUUUGCGGCAAGCGAACGGGUCGUGGGGCAGAGUUCAGCCAAGGCGGCGAAUUGAUCUAUGAGGGGAGCUGGCACAACGGAGAGAGGACCUACAGACGAGAAGGGAAGGUGGGCGGCAUGGAACUCAAGGGAGAUCAGGGGGAGUUGCUGGGCUAUUACUCUGGAGCCAUAUACUAUGGGAGACCACACGGCGAGGGAGAGCUGCGAGAUGGUGGCGACAACAGAGUCGUCUACAAGGGCGGAUGGAGAAACGGCAUGCGGCACGGCCACGGCAAGGCAUACUACCACUGGAAUGGUCCUGUGUUGUGGUUUCGUGGCGAAUGGCGGCACGACAGAAUCCACAGCGGUGCUCUCUUCCCGGACGGCAACUGGAGUGGGGAAAGGGAGCAAGAUGGAAUGCCGGUGUUUCCGGCUGACAUCACAAUGUGGCAGGGGGGAGAAGCGAUGACUGAUAUCAACGUGCCGGGGAGCGGAUGGACGGUGGCGGAGCUGUUACGGGAUCGCGGUGUGUCGGUGUAUCUUCCUGUCGGUGCACUGGGAUAGGAAGGGCGUUUUGCUUCGGUGGCUGUGUGUGUGUAUGUGUCGAAUCAUGGUGCGCAUACACAGAGAGGAAGAGAGAAGCCACUGCGGUGUGUGUGGUGUGUGUGCUGAUGCCAGUCGGUGUGGCUGUGUGGUUGACGUUUGUCAGACCGUUUCAUAGGUGCGUGAAUGCCUGCCUAGACCUGUGCGUGGUGUAUGUAUAGUCCUUGUCUCUCUGUCCUUGCCUGCCACACACACGUCUUCUCUCGGUUGGUGCCUUGUCUGUGUCUGCCUUGAUCGUUACAGUAAGUAUCGCUUAAAGCAAUCAGUACAGGGCUGAUUGCUUUAGACGUUUGAUUGGUUUAUACGGACAAGCAAGUGAUAUCGAUUGGUUUAUCUUCUGCUUGUUUUCUGCGGGGUUUCUCGACGUGAAUGACUCACCGGAGCCACCCUCCAUCGCAUUGACCUUUUUUUUUCCCGCUCAAAUGCCUCUGAAAUGAC